This is a messenger RNA of Rhopilema esculentum, 6974 nucleotides long. RefSeq lists its product as uncharacterized. Gene Ontology annotation, biological process: signal transduction. Lineage: Eukaryota; Metazoa; Cnidaria; Scyphozoa; Rhizostomeae; Rhizostomatidae. The record is from RefSeq and is a predicted model, not a curated record.
AAUAACAAUACCCCCAUAUCUCCUUAUCGGUAACACGUACGAUGUUGAAAAUGGCAGAAAUGGAAUCAGCACCAUCAAAAACCUAUAGGAGGAUAUUGGUUUUGGUGGAAUAUCUAAUAAGCUUCAAAAUGAAAUUCAGACAAUGCCUGCCAAAAGUACUUGGAACACCCACCAAUUUACGCUGCAUUUGAUAUCUUUCAUUCCUUUCAUGAAAAAAAUUUGCUACUUCCGCCCCCUUCCCCCUCAAACAAUGUUGAUGAUUUAGAGAAAUAUCAUAAAUGAAGCGCAAAAGAAAGUGCUUCCUAAAAUCCUAAUCCGUUUGAUGGUAAACCAACAUUGUUCCGUGGGGGAGAGGGGGAUGAUUGGUUUUGACCUUGGAAAUUGAUGUCAGUGUUCCAAGACUUUUGGCAGGCAUUGUAGCUUCUAGAUCUGAAGUAUUCUUAAGUAAAAAUUUUUUACAGAGCAUUCCAUUACGAGGUUUGAGGCAUCUUUUAUGUGUGUAAUUUUGUAACUGGCAUGGUAGUUGAAAAAGAUUUAGGCACCGGAAAAUUUAAAGAUGGCACGAAUGCACUGUUUUCGCUAUUUUGUGCCAUGCAAUGUUUGUAUAUACUUUGUAUACUGCAAUUCAAUAUAUAUGCAAUGCAUGCAUAUAGUAUACAAUCUUCCAGCCAUUUCGUGCCAUCUUCUAACUGGUAGUGUCUCCUGUGAUCAUUUUCUAGGCCCAAAAACGUUUUUCUUUGUUGAAUGCCACGCUCAGAUCAUACUAGUAUUUUGUAAGCAUUUAACACACCAGUGUUCAGUCCAGACUAAUGGGAAAAAUUUUGUUUCAUUUUUAGAGCUGCAAAUUUCUUCGAUUGACCCCUUCUUGCUGAUACCAAAUAAUCACACAGUUGAAAUUCAGCCAUUCAAGAUGAAUGGAGCCCAGUACAUUGCAGUGGUAAAUUUCGGGCACAGUAAUGUUGCCUCAGAAAUCUACCGUAUGGUAAACAACAAUUCAUUCGUAUUGCAACAGAAGUUUAACAUCCCUGGCUGUGUUGACUUCGAGUUUGUCGACCAUGGUGAGAAAAAGUACGCUGUAUUCGUAGAAAAUGUCGGCUUGACAUGGGACGGUAAGAUGUCGCAUGAGAGGCAUUAUCAUGUUUAUCGCUACAUUUCACCCACAUUUUAUCGCAUCAAUAGUGUUGCGACUAAAGGAGGAACGAGUGUGAAGUCGUUUGUUCAUGGAAACAAUGAGUAUUUUGUCGCAGCAAACUCGCUCGAUGACCGGGAGCGAAGAGAUCUUAAAUCGACCCUGCACGUGAGAGUGCGUGAUGGUUUUAUUUUGAUUCAAGAAUUCGAUACACAGGGUGCAGAGGAUGUUGAAGUAUUUGAAAUUGAUGGAUGGGUUUACAUGAUGUUUGCCAAUCACAGGGACGACACUGGCAAAGUUGAUAUCUAUUCGACUUUGUACAGAGGAAGACAGAAAGACACCGGCUACGUAUCAUUUGAAGUAGCUCAGAAAGUAUUAACUCACGGAGCACGCGAUUUCGAAUAUUUCAAAAUGAAGAACGACCAUUACGUGGUUGUUGCUAACGAGUACACACAGUUGAUCAGUUACCAAUACAACAGUCAAAAGGGCGUCAGGGAGAGGACCGUGACAAAUGAUUAUGAAACCGAUUCCAUCAUUUACUGGUGGAGCGGGAAAUUUUUGGUAGAAUGGCAACGAAUCCCAACCAAUGGUGCUCGACGAUGGCUCCAUUUCAGCGGCCCGAAUGGCGAAAUGUUUCUUGCUGUUGCAAAUUCAAGGUCACAAGCUGUAAUAUACAUCUACGACUCCAAACUAGGACUUUUUAAACCGACAAAAGUCCAGGGUCUCUUGCCACUGCCUUCCAGUCCUCACUUGCCGGACGUCAGAUCUGUACGUGGAUUUACGGUCAACAACCAAAUGUUCCUAGCUGUGGCCAAUUAUAAUGAAAGUAGGGGACAUAACCUGUUCAAGGUUAAAUACGCAUUUGAAGGCAUCGCUGAGCCAAAGCCGAAUGUUGAACAUGUUCUUCGGACGGCCCUGAAUGAUGUUUCUGAGAGGAUGGAAAAAAUGAAAGCAUGGCUCGAGAGGAUCAGGGAGGUUCUGAAGAAAGUGAUGACACUGAAUGGCAACGAAACAGCGUAUGGAAACUACUGGUUUAAAAAUGCAGCCAUUAAGAGGCUUCGAGUCAAAGGCAACGUCAUUUACACCAACCAUAUCGAGAAUAACCCAACCGAGCGUGCUGUUUAUCGUGCCAUGGAGAUCAAGCGGAACUUAACUAUGCAAAGUAGCAUUUUAACAGAGCUUGAAAAACGGUUGAAUGAUUCUGUAUCGAGGACUGGCACUAGUGACGUCACAGGAUCUAAAACAUUCGUAGGAAACGUUACAUUCCAGAAUGUAACAGUUCACAAAAUGGAUGUUGGCAAAAUCAACGGUGUAAAUCUAACAGACGUUGAGCAACGUGCCUGGAGCAAGAGCAAGGCUCAGGUUAUAACAGGAAGAAACGUGUUUGUAAACGAUGUGAAAAUCCUUAAAGAUGUUUCUGUGACAGGAAAAGUAAAUGGAAUACGUAUCCCAGAGGAUGUGAUGACAACGCAUUAUGAUCAACGGGUAACAGGGAAGAAGAUGUUCACACAGCCUGUGAGAAUUCUAGGAAAUCUCCAAACUGUCAACUCAACUAUUAACGGCCUAAGAAUACCGGAAGACCUUGUGCUUAGAAGUUCAAAUCAGCGUAUUGAAGGGAAAAAGAUUUUCAAAGGAACUAUGACGUUUCAGAACUCCGUUGAAGUCAAAGGGGCAGUGAACGGUAAAGACUUAUCAGAGUUUAGCAAGCAAGUGGUUACUUUGUCAACCGAUCAGGUAAUAAACGGGAGCAAACGAUUCACAAAUGGAUUCAGUGUUGGUGGCAAUUUGAAUGUAGCUGGGUUGGUUGAUGGCGUUAAUCUAACAGAACUGGAUUUAGAUGCUGUCAGGAUGGAUAAGCAGGAAACGAUUAAAGGCAAGAAACGAGUGUUUGGCUCUGUUACUGUCAACGGAAAUGUUGAAACACAUUCAACCACCAACGGCUAUCGUUUACAAGAUGACAUCAUGACAACAUCCACAGAUCAGAUCAUCAACGUAAAAAAGACAUUCAACAACGUCAUAAUCAAUGGAGACAUCAUUACUUCAUCAACGAUUGACGGAAUCAACCUUUCUACGGAAGCAGUGACAAAAUCAGGUGACCAGACCAUCACAGGUACAAAAACAUUUGCGAACGACGUCGUGGUGAAUGGCAACAUUACUGUCAAUGGAACAGUGGAUGGAGUCGAUAUAUCUGAAAUGAGCAAAAAUAUUGUUAAAACCACAGGUGAGAAUGUUAUAACAGCCCCAAAGACUUUCCUUGGGAGAGUUAUUGUUAGGGACCUCUCUGUUCUUGGAAAAAUAAACAACGUGAACUUAAAGGAACUUAGAGAAAGCAUUUGGACUGUUGAUGGCAACCAAACAGUAACUGCACCGAUGACGUUCGAAAAUGUCCAGGUAACUGCAGAUUUAGAUGUGAAUGGGACAGUCAAUGGUGUAAGAAUACCUGAAGAUUUGAUCAAGUUAACACAACCUCAGGUGAUAGAAAAAGAGCUCAUCUUUGAAGAUACAAUGAAUAUAAAUGGUGGCAUUUUUUUCGGCCCUAGCAGCACUUUGAACGGGGAGAACUUUCCAAAAUUUAUGCAGAGCGUUGUAUUAAAUGGAACAGAUCAGGUUAUUUCCGGCAAGAAAAAGAUUGAAAACAACCUGUUUGUUGAAAAUGGCCUAGUUGUAGAUGGUAAGAUCAAUGGAUAUCAAGUUCCAGAUGAUUUCGUCACGCUGAAUACAGCUCAAAACAUUAGUGGUAAAAAGACCUUCGUUGAUGGAAUCACCGUAAACAGUUCUUUAAUGGCUGGAAUUAUCAACAUAACCGGAACGGUAAACGGGGUAGACGUAUCGAAACUAGAAGCAAAUGCGGUUUACAAGGGCAAAAAUGAAACAAUCUCUGGAACGGUCAGAUUAACCGGCAACGUUUCAAGCUCUCAGUCAGUUACAGUUGGGAAACUGAUUGAUGGGGUUAAUAUUACCGAACUGAUGGAAACGGCUGUACGAUUAUCAAAACCACAGAAUAUCAGUGGAAAUAAGAUCUUUGUCAAUGAUGUUGAGUUUGAUAAGCCAAUCACCACUCCUGGCCUUAUCAAUAACAUUAAUUUGACAGCAAUUGAUGAUAAUUCCAUGAAGAAGACUGGAGAUCAACGUGUUACUGGCAAGAAGGUAUUUGAGAAGACUGUUUUCAUUCAAAGGAAUCUUGUAAAUGGUACGAUUAAUGGAGUUAAUCUCGAAGAGUUUGAGCGACAAGUUGUCACAAAGCAAGGAAGCGAAGUUAUAAUUGGAGACUUAGAAUUUCUCAGCAAUGUGACCUGCGAGAUGUUAUCCGUCGAAGGAAAAUUUGAUGGCCUGAACCUUAAUGACCUUAUGCUAACGUUUGGAGACCAAAUUAUUCACGGGAAUAAAGUUUUUCAAGGUGACGUCACGGUAAGAAAGAAUGUAACGGUAGGUGGUUUAAUAAAUGGUGUUAAUCUUACAAAGCUUGAUUCAGAGAUGAUGCGAAUCACUGGAAAUCAGAAUGUCUGGGGCGAGCUGGUGUUCAAAAAUGGCUUCCAUGCCAAUGGCAGCAUCCACGUUUCGGGAUUCGUAAAUGGCGUCGAUAUCUCAGAGCUUAGUGCACGAGCUGUUAGACUUGACGGUUUAGGGAUCAUUAAUGGCAAAAAGACUUUUAUGCAGAAUGUGGAUGUACACGGGAGUGUCGAUUUUAAAGAUCGGGUUAAUUCCUUAAAUAUGACCAAUUUGUUUACUGACGUCAUGUCAAAGAGUAAAGAUCAAGUAAUCACCGGACGUAAGGUUUUCGCAUCAGAGAAAGGUAUCAGGGUGACCGGGGGGCUUGUUGCAGAGGACAUAGGUGUUGGCGGGCUAGUCGACGGUGUUAAUGUCACGGCCUUGGAUCAACAGGCAGUAAAACUAUCAGAUGAUCAAGACCUUUUUGGAGAAUAUUUAUUUUUAAAUCGCACGAACUUUAACGAUGGCAUCCAAGUUAACGGUCUGUUAAAUGGAAUAAAUAUAUCGUCCGACGUAAUGCUUACUCGUGGGGACCAGAAGAUCACGGGAACAAAGUCGUUCAAAGAGCUAGUUGUUAAUGGAAGCAUCGAGAUAACAGGCAAAAUUGAUGGAGUUGAUGUUUCAGAGUUUGCCGAUUCAAGGGUCACUUUGUCUACCAACCAGACGAUUCACGGACAGUUGACUUUUGCAUCCAAUGUUACUGUGAAAGGUGACGUCAUAUUACCUGAAAACGGCACAGUGAAUGGUCUUGACGUUUCAGAAGAAAUCUUAACGACAAAUGGACCCUUGAUUAUAAGCGGAGACAAGACAUUUACAAAAGACGUUGAAGUGCAGGGUGACUUAAAUGUAACUGGCCUAGUUGCAGGUUAUGACAUCAUAAAGCUGAAUGAGCGUAUUAUGUAUGUGGAUCAAAGCAAAGAGCUGACUGGUACCAAUACAUUUGAGAAAGAUCUAGAAAUCAGAGGAAAUCUACGCGUGGAUGGAUACGUAAAUGGCGUAAACGUGCAGAAGGUUGCGAACCAAACUGAACAGUGGAAGACUGAAGUAACACAGCGACUCGCCAAUAUCAAUGCUACAGCCUUGCCAAUUUGCUCACAAAUAAAAGUACUUCUUGCUUUGGAAAAUAUUCAAAUUCAACUUGCUGGAAUCGAAAAAUCCCAAACAUUCUCAAUGUCUAACGGAGGGCAUCUGGAUACAAAGACCAUUGGCGACCUCGUCUACAUAGCUGUUGCGCGUAAAUUGCAAUCUGGAUGUGGUCCUGCUUACAUAUUACAGUGUACAUCCACUCUCACCUGCAAGACACACCAAGUUAUCAAAACCCAGGCCACUUUUGUGCAGUUUUAUGACAUCGCUGGUGAAACGUACAUAUUUGCAGGGCAUUAUGGAUCCAACACGACCGGCUGUCCGGUUUACCCGGAAAUUCUCAAGUAUGAUAAAAUCAAACAUUUGUUUGUAUCUUUGUACAAUGUCACAAGCUCGCUUUAUGCAAACUUAAUGGGUGUUUCUUCGAAUGACGUCGUCGUUCAGAACUUAGCCUCCUUGAUUCCAUACACUCUGUUGACUAGCUCUUUGUUCGAUGCUCCGAUAACCGCACUCGGAUCGCUAGUUUCAAGCCCUCCGGCACUAACCCGGACAUUCAGAGUAAACGGCACGGUAUAUCUUAUAACUGCAAGUGUGUAUGGUGAUACCCAACAACUUGAUUUCUUUAUUCUUAAUACGACGACAUUCGCAACUACCAAGUUACAGCCAAUUAAGAUUUCGGAAGUGAAAGAAAUGGAUGUUGGUGUGAUUGACGGGAAAGUGAUGCUUGCUGUCGCUCAAGGAAGAAGAAGUGAUAACUAUGACAUUACCAUUCACAUGUUUGUUGAAGAGCAAAAAUUGUUCUAUUUCUACCAGAAAAUUGAAGUGAAAGCUGUUACUGUGAGAUUCGUCACCAUACACAAAAAGUUUUACUUUGCCUACGCCAGUCCUAAUCAUGGGUUUGGUCUCUGCCAGUGGCAAGGUGUUAUGGGAUUCGAAUCAUGCGUUGGAGUACCCGUCGGAGGCAUUUCUCAUGUGGCAGUGCUUACAACGUCAGAUGGAGCCUUUACUGUUGGUGUGAGGGAAUUCGAUUUAAUCCUGCACAAGGCCUUGUUUAGAGGUGUUAGUCCAAAAAGGAAUGGAACGCUGACAUGUUAAGCUGUACUCAGACACUUUUUAUCCAACUGUAAACAUUUGAGGAAAUUCUAUUUUUCAUUAUAAUUAAUUGUAAUUUUCUGUAUUGAUGAUUAUUUUAAUUUGGAACGCUGGACUGCGAGAAGGAAUAAAUUUUCAAAAUGGAUUUAAAUUAUGUCUUUUUAUGGGAUACUUCUUUGCU